This is a messenger RNA of Fraxinus pennsylvanica, 507 nucleotides long. The record is from the annotation of a GenBank genome assembly. Lineage: Eukaryota; Viridiplantae; Streptophyta; Magnoliopsida; Lamiales; Oleaceae.
AUGGUAUCUACUCUUUUGGCAUACUGGAUCCCUAAUGCGGGUCAGCUAAUAUUUGUUCUCUUUGGAAGAUCGCCUGCAAAUCCGCCCUUUCAUAAUUUUGUAAGCUCUCUUGUCGAGAAGGCAAACGUAAUAGCAAUUUCAGUUGAUUAUAGACUUGCCCUUGAAAAUCCUCUUCCAAUUGCAUUUGAUGAUUCAUGGGAAGCAUUUCAAUGGCUGAUAUCACAUGUCAAUGGCAAAGGAUCAGAUCAAUGGAUAAAUGAAUAUGCCUAUUUUGGCCGGGUUUUCUUGGGUGGAGAGAGUGCCGGAGCCAAUAUUGCAAACGAUGUAGCAAUCGGUGCUGGGGAAAAUAAACUUCAAGGAGCUGAAAUUGUUGUGCUUUUUUUGAUUCAUCCAUUUUUCGGUGGCAAGGAAGAAGAUAAACUGUACAAAAAAGAGCCAUCAUGUGAACGUGACACCAACAGAAAAUUGCUAAGGGACUACUCACACCAAGUCAAAGUUUCAUUUUAA